Messenger RNA from Balaenoptera musculus (blue whale), 747 nucleotides. It is a transcript of the gene THEM5, whose product is annotated as thioesterase superfamily member 5. Gene Ontology annotation, biological process: cardiolipin acyl-chain remodeling; long-chain fatty-acyl-CoA metabolic process. Lineage: Eukaryota; Metazoa; Chordata; Mammalia; Artiodactyla; Balaenopteridae. Gene Ontology annotation, cellular component: mitochondrial matrix. Bases 1 to 747 code for a protein of 248 amino acids. The record is from RefSeq and is a predicted model, not a curated record. The transcript is spliced from 6 exons.
AUGAUAAGAAGAGGCUUCCAGGUGGCAGCGAGACUUGGCCACCACGGAGCCCUCCCUGGUGGCCCCUACAUCCUGCCCAGGUUCAGCCCUGCCUCAGCAUUCGGAUCAUCCAUGGACUCCCUGGUCUCAAGAUUCUGUCAGGAGAAGACAGAUUUGAAGAAUUACACCCUCCCCAAUGCCAGCUGGUGUCCAGACAUGCUGAACCUGUACCACGAAUUUCUGGAGAAGACUAAGGCCGAUGGCUGGAUCAGACUGCCCUCCUUCAAGUCCAACAGAAACCACAUCCAGGGGCUCAAGCUCCCAUUAGCGUUAACGGUUACCUCAGACAAAAGUGACUGUCGCAUCUUCACCAGGUGUAUCGAAACGGAAGGACAAGGCUACGAGUAUGUCAUCUUUUUCCACCCAUCCAAGAAGAAGUCCGUCUGUCUUUUCCAACCAGGCCCCGACCUGGAGGGCACCCCUAGGUUUGCCCACAGAGGGUCACUGGCAGCCAUGAUAGACGAGACCUUCUCUAAAACUGCUUACCUGGCUGGAGAGGGGCUGUUCACACUAAAUCUCAAUAUCACGUUCAAAAACUUGAUCCGCGUGGGCUCUCUGGCUUUGCUGAACGUUGACGUGGAAAAGAUUGAGGACCAGAAGCUUUACAUAUCCUGUGUCGCCCAGAGCGCGGAUCAGCAGACAGUUUACACCAAAGCUUCAGGCACUUUCCUCCAGCUGCAGCUGGAAGAGGAUUCAUCUCAAUACUAG